GCACACACUUACCAUUAUAAUCCAAUGCACCUCAACGACCUCCCCUUUGAAAUUCUUUCCAAGAUCCUCGAGGAAGCCGCCCAUGCCAAUAUACGCAAUGGCCCGCAGUACACCUUCGGCCUGUCCCAGCCGCCCAUGCCCUACCAGAAGGCGGCCCUCCAGCGCUACGUGAGGGGCCCCGUUCCGCCCGAGAUGCUGCGGUGGGAUGCGACUUCGGCUUUGCGUCUGGUGUGCUGGCGCUGGCACGAAUGGACCUUGGAAUAUGCCCUCAAGGAUGUUUAUAUCCGCCGGUGGAAGGGUGGUGAGCGAUGGGCCGAGCUUUCCCUUCGCCGCGAGAACUACGGACUGUACGAGCUCGUCGACAGGCCUACUGGCACCGCCGUUUAUCGCGACCCCUUCGCUUCCCUCAAGCACACCGUCGACACCUUCAACAGGUUCCCCGGGGUCGCUGCUAAGAUCAGGCGCAUGUGGUUCCAUGGCUUCUACACGGCCGAAAGCAACCGAAUGGUCUUUGAAUCUCUCCAAAACUGCACCAAUUUGACGUCGGUGUCGCUUCCCUGGACCGCAUUUCGCCACCUUGAUGCACGUGCCUGGCGAAAUCUGCUCGUGGGCAACGGCAAGCCGCUGCAGUCUCUGGAGCUCCUCGCCGUCGAUCCCACAUCUCAACAAGCUUCCGAAGACGCCAAUCGGAUUGAUCUGCAGCCCCUGCAGUCAGUCAACUUCGGCAUGCUCCGCCGCCUAAAGUUCUUCGGGGAUACUAUUUUUAUGCCCAUCACGGAUGACGACUUGUUCGCCAUUGCGCGAACCGCGACCCAGCUGCAGGAAUUUCACUUGACGUGCAUCUCUACCGUCACCAUCGACGGAGUCAUGGCCAUUGUCCGGGCUUCCCGGUCGACUCUGCGGGUUCUCGAGCACAGCCCACGGUCCCAAGACGGCUUCUGGCACCCUCACCCCGGAUCUCCGUCCGAUUCCGAGCAUCUUUGCGAGCUUUUCCGGGAUUGCCCCAAGCUCGAAACUCUCUCCAUUUCUCUUCCCUCGGUGUGCGCUGAUCUGUUCUCGAACCCAAACGCCAAAUUCAACGGCGAUUUGCAGGUGCGCGCAUUGCAUCUCUGCGGGCAUGAACACGGACGUUCUACCCACGAAGCGACGGAUGCUCUCCACAAGCUCCUGCAUCAAGCGCGCGGCCUCGUUGACGUCAAGGCGAGAAGCGUCAUCCCGCGCGAGCUGUACAUUGAACUCUUCUUCGCCGAUUGCAUCUUCGAACCAAGCUUGAAACUGGUUCACGGCGACUUUUCUCCUGCGCAGGUAGCAGAAGACCAGGCCUGGUUGGAAACUCUUGGCCCUUCCGGAAAAGGACCGUUCGGCAGCACCGGCCUGUACGAGAAAGAGGAGGAAGGCCCUUUCCAAAGCGUGGCUGAAGACGAUUUCCUUACGGGUGUUCGACGACGAUAUCUUUCCAUUUCAACUUGA
Molecule: messenger RNA, 1470 nt
Organism: Periconia digitata
Lineage: Eukaryota; Fungi; Ascomycota; Dothideomycetes; Pleosporales; Periconiaceae
Source: the annotation of a GenBank genome assembly